Messenger RNA from Fusarium sp. VM40, 2565 nucleotides. The record is from the annotation of a GenBank genome assembly. NCBI's taxonomy places the organism in Eukaryota, Fungi, Ascomycota, Sordariomycetes, Hypocreales, Nectriaceae.
AUGACCCCAACUCCUCCUUCGACAAACUCCUCCCAGGGAGCCCGCUCUCCUGAGGACCAGUUCCGCGUUGUGAGGAAGAGAAACCGUGUCCCUCUUAGCUGCUAUCCGUGUAGGACGCGCAAAAAAUGUGACAGAAGUCACCCCUGUAGCAACUGUACGAAGCGUGAGGGCAUGGGCACCAGCUCAUGUUCUUAUGCUACGCCAGUCACGCGCAAAAAGAAUCAAAGUCAAGGAGAAUCAAGUCCUGAUGACAUGCAGAACCGUAUUGACCGUUUAGAAGGCCUAGUUUUAUCCCUGAUGCACGGAGGUGCUAACGUAGAUGCUGCAUCCGCUGCAGCCGCCGGAGCAGCAACACAAUCGACCACGGAUAGUGGUUCUUCCGCAAAGACUGGGAGAGGAGACGGGAAUGCAAUGGUAUACGACGAAGACGAAAACAGCGACGAAGAAGAAGGCCUGGCUACGUCUUUGGGCUUCCUCAAAGUUGACACAGAUAAGGGCAAGUCAAUGUACAUCGGGCAGGAGCAUUGGCACACCCUCCUUGCCGACAUUUCCGAGGUAAAAAGCUACUUCACUUCUCACAAAAAGGAGUUGGAAACGAGUUAUGAGCGAGUCAAGUCCUCAAAGCCUAUGGCAGCGAGGGAAGGGCCUACGCUGCUCCUGGGAGCCCUUCCUGCGUCCGAGGUCGAGAUAAGAGCAGAGCUCCCGUCCAAAUCGGCUGUCUUGACUCUGUGUAGUCGGUACUUCAACUCCAUGGAUAACGCAGUUAACAUUAUCCAUGGCCCAACUUUUCAACAACAGCUGAGAGAUCACUGGGAAGACCCUAACAAGACGCCUAUCAUGUGGCUCGGCAUGCUGUAUUCAGUUCUUUGUCUAGCGAUGCUAAGUUACCAUAAGGUGGGUGAUGAACCUCCCGAGUGGAGGGGACGAACUCUUGAGUUGGCAAACGAGUAUCGAUUACGGACAGUCCAAUGUCUUGUAAAAUCAGACUAUACAAAACCAAACGAGUACACGGUCGAGACUAUGAUUCUUUACGUUUUUGGAGAAUACUCGUCUCGGUGGGAUGCUGAUUUGGGGUUGUGGUUGAUUGUCUCCUUGAUUGUCCGAAUUGCUUUUCGAAUGGGCUAUCAUCGAGACGCCAAAUGGUUCCCAUCAAUUACACCGUUCCAAGCAGAAAUGAGACGGCGAACGUGGGCUCUUGUGCGAAUGUCGGAUGUCAUCUUUUCCCAUCAGGUUUCUCUGCCCAGCAUGAUCUAUGAACACGACUGUGAUACUCAGCUCCCUAACAACAUUUUUGACGACGAAUUUCACCCUAGCAUUAAAGAAUUGCCUCCUUCUCGACCGUCAACUCUAGCCACCCCAAUCGCAUACAUGAUUGCAAAGUCAAGACUGUGUAACGAGUUGGGAAACAUCCUUCAAACUACGGGCACAGUAGGCAAACAUGUGUCCUACGACGAAAUCAUCCGCUUUGACGCCAAAUUGCGGCAGAUUAUGCAAGAAUUACCGCCGCACUUGAAGCUGACAACACUGGAGGGAUCGCAUGAUCCGGUGACAUUGAUCAUUGCCAGGUUCAACGUCGAUAUCCUAUACCAAAAGAUUCUCUGCCUACUCCACCGCAAAUACCUUCCCCGCGCAAGGCAAAACGCACGAUACGCACACUCUCGUAGGGCUGCCAUUGAAGCGUCGUUGACAGCACUCGAUCAUCUGGCGGUUCUCUAUAGGGAAUCACAGUCCAAUGGAAGGCUGCGGUCAGUUAGCUGGUUUGUGAAAUCUAUUGCUACCAAAGACUUUACGCUGCCUGCCAUGUUGGUCAUACUUGAUCUUCAUUUCGACAAUAUCGCCGCGCAAUCUUCAGUCCCACAGGAUGAUGAAGGCGCAUCAACAUGGGAUGGCAAUCAGCGAUCAAAGAUGAUUGAUAGUCUAGAAACUGCGAGAAAGAUUUGGAACACUCUUGCCGACACGUCUAUGGAAGCUUUCAAGGCAGCCAAGGUCAUUGAUAUUAUGCUAGACAAAAUCAAAGAUCCCACGGCAAGUAGCAUGGAUACGCCUGGCGCGCCAUCUCCAAUGCCAGGCUUGACACCGGGCAUGGGCAUGGGCAUGGGCAUUGAUGUUUCACCCGGUAUGGCGCCUGAUUUAGUUUCCAACAAUAGCCUACCCGAGUUUAACCCAACGGCCAACCCCUUUUCAACGCCUAACCCAGCGGCAUUUAUGGGCAUGGAUUUUGGUAUGCCUGGCCCUGACGGUCUUGAUUUCCAGACAGAUGGGUUUGCCGGAGCUGGUCCUGCUUCUCCGUUCUCCUCAAUGUUUGGCAAUCUGGGAGCUGGCACCAAUGUGGGGAUUGAUAUGGCUGCAAACUUCGACUGGAACGCGUUUGAAAACUAUACACAGAUGGCCAACUGGGGAGCAGACCAGAGCUUCCAGAUAUACGGCACUGGAGGGGACCAGUCAUCGCCCGGACAGAGUUCAUCAGUGGGUGGACGUAGCGGAAGUACAUCACAAGUGCAAGGAAGUGGGACCGGAAGCGGAAGCGGGAAUGGAGGAAAUGACUUAGAACUUGUACUAUCGUAA